Cladocopium goreaui is the source of this 669-nucleotide messenger RNA. The record is from the annotation of a GenBank genome assembly. Lineage: Eukaryota; Dinophyceae; Suessiales; Symbiodiniaceae.
AUGGCGUUGGAGUCCGUCUUGGGUCAAGCACUCUCCCGCAACAAGGCCUAUGAGAAAGUGGAUCUCUGGAAGGAGAGAGAAAUUCAGGACAAAGGCAGCCGCUGCACCAUUUCAUUGAAGAGCAGAAAAGGCGACGUUGUCAGACAAGUCACCAAAGUGCCGGAAGGAGCAGAGGUGACUAGCAAUGUCAUCAACCAAUUUGAAGUCGAACGAGAGGCAAAUGCUUCGAAGAAGGAGGAUGUCCUCUUGGAAAGACUUGCAAAUGGGAAGGACCCAGCCUGGCGACCUGACCUUUUCCUCUCAGAGUUGAAGGGAGCCAAGGGCAAGGGUGACCUAACGUACAAACUACGGCCGCAAGACUACUUGCGGAUGGAUGCCGCUUUCGUGCAGAAGGUUGUCGCAGCCUACAAGGCAGAGAAGAAGGCGGAGAAGAAAAAGAAAAAGAAAAAGAAGAAGAAAAAGGAGAAAAAAGCGAGAAAAGAAGGCCGGCAGAUCAAAGACAAGAAAGAGAGGAAAGACAAGAAGGAGAAAGAGGCAGAGUUCGAGGACGAAAAAAGCCUUCGAGUCAGCGAUGAAAGCCUUCGAGUCAGCGAUGAUGAUGAGGAGGAGGAGGAUGAGGAGGAUCAUUGGGUAGCCAAUGACGAGGAUAGCAUGGAUAGCAGCGAAUGA